Messenger RNA from Neofelis nebulosa (Clouded leopard), 3510 nucleotides. RefSeq lists its product as uncharacterized. NCBI's taxonomy places the organism in Eukaryota, Metazoa, Chordata, Mammalia, Carnivora, Felidae. Bases 513 to 1166 code for a protein of 217 amino acids. The transcript has 2 exons. The record is from RefSeq and is a predicted model, not a curated record.
CCAGCUAACCUCUUCUCCGCCGAAGUAGAAAAAAAGCACGCUUGUGUGAGCGCGGAGGGGAAGGGCAGGGAAUGUGGACAGAGAGGGAGGAGUGGUGUAAUAACUCUUUAGUCAUAAGACUUGCCAGUUGGUAGUUGCUAGUCUUCCAGACACUUCCUAAUGCCAGACAAAUGCCCCAAGCCUCGGCAUGUCUGGCUUGGAGAUCUAUUCAUCUGAUAGCAGCCCGGCUCUUGCGGGAGAACAGAGGUCUGGGGCCCGCAGCGCUCGGCUUGCUAAUCAAACACAACAUUGUUCUCAGACGGAAGAAUGGAAAGGUUUGUUUCAAAAUCCCAACUUUUUUUUUUUUUUUUCUAAGAGGCACCCAAGUUGUUUUAACAAGUUGCUACAAAACUUGGGCUUCCUGAGGUGAGCCGGUUGCGCACAGAGCUUGUACUGUACCAAAAUCCAGGGAGGGAGGGAUCAGAGUUAGUCAUUAAAAAAGAAAAAAAAAAAAAAAAAGCCCCAGGCACUUCAUGCCUGGAAAUGAUGUAACAGGCAGCCACUCCUCUGUUAGAACUACAACCAAACAAUGCUCGGGCAAUCCGCGGCAGCUGCUCUCCAAAUGUCAGCGCCAGCCCGGUCCAAAGAGCUUGAAAGGCACCAAGCUGGAGGACUUUGUGCUGUACCUUUCUCGCCCACAUUUUCCCCAAGCACUCCCAGGAACCUGGCAACAGGUAACGUGGCAACCUUCGCCUUGUAAAAUGGCAAGUGGCAUAAUUUCAGAGAACAGAUGGAUGCAUUUUUUUAAAGCCGGCUGCAUCUCCCCCCACCCCCCCCACCUCCAUACCCCGCCCCUCCCCCCCCCAGCCAAGAGACUGGAGAAAAAGGUAUUGCUUGCGGGCAGCCCUACUCUCGAGUGCCGCCUUGUGGCCAAGCUCGGAACCUCAGCGAGGUACUUGGAAAUCCGCGGCUCAGCUCCAAGGCUGAAUGCCACCCGCACAAAAGAACUCCUGUUGACAUCUCAUUUACAAUCUCCCCCAGGACACAGACAAGACCAUUUCAAUAAACCCGGCUCAGAGACACCUAUUGUUCGGAAUCUUCAACUAGCAACAGGCUUCCACCACAACCUAUUGUUUUGUAAAAUAAAGGAUUUUGAAGGAGAAGGAUUGAGACUGUGGACGCCUUGAAAAGAGGAAGGAAAAAAGUCCCUUUGACCUGAUGCUGUCACAGAGCGUGCAAGAAGAAUGAAGUUAAUGGAUUUCCAUUUUUAUAAGAAGUGCAUAAGAAACGCCUGUUAAGUUUCUGAACUGGUGAUGGAGAAUUCCAAAUUUGCUGCCAGCUUGGUGCAUCAAGAAGCAAACUCCUGCCCACGGGUUUGCUAAAUGCAAAGCCCCGGGCUAUACUUACCCUAUUCUCAGCCUUACCAAAGUCCUGAUAGCCCCAAUAGCAGAGCACCAGGUGAGUCUUUGAUCUGGGUUGUUUCCCUGGGAAUUAGAGCCUGACUGUCUUUUCCAAGUAGAAUUUCCAGGCUCAGAGUCCACUCCUCCCCACCCCCCACCUCCCCUUUAAUGAUUUCCUUUUUUCCAUCACCACCAUUUUUCUCCCUCUUUGAGUAAAAGGUAAACACUCUCUGGAGUUAUGCAAUGUGGUCCCUAGAUUGUUUUUCUUCGCUAUGCCUCAAAUUGAGGGAUGCAGUUGUAUUUACCCCCAAAAAGGGCAUUUCUCAAAUGCUCCUUAUCUUGACCCUCAUAACAGGUCUUGCAGUUAACAUUACCCCUCUCUGCAAACGAUCCCUUUAUCUACCCGGCGCAAACUCUGGGCAUUAUCUCUAAUUCCUUUGAGACCUUCUGUCUUCUCUUAAAUCUGUCUGGAAUCCUUCUACCUCCUACCAUCCAGCUUUCUGCUUUCCUAGAUCCUAUUACCUCCCCUCUGGAGGCUCACAGCAACUUCCUAAGUCACAGUUUCUCGAACUACCAGUUGUGACUUAUUCAGGGGUCAUGAAAUCCAUUGAGGUGGGUCAUACGGUUUCACCAUUUAAAAAAUGAAGUAGAUUAGAAAAUGUGAGAUGUGUCAAACAAAGUAAGUACCGUUUCCUGAACCUUGUUGCAGUGUGUGUGUGCAUCCAGAUCUGUGUACAUUCUGGGCAACAGGAAAGAUUGAAUUUUGUUUGCCAAGAUAUUUUGAGAAAUACUCUUCUAAUUGGUCUCACUGGGUCUGUCUUGUCCCUGCUUCCCACACUGUUGAAUACACUUAGAGCAAGGGUUCAAGAUCCUGACCAGAACCUGUCACUCUCCAGCUGACAGGUCUGCCCACAGGAGAAAGUCUUGCAUAAAGUCUAGGGCUUUGGAGAUUCUGAAUAACUUAGUUUCUGCUCACCUUCCAAAAGAACCUUGGAAUUCUACAUCCUCCUGACGGCUUUUACUGUUAGUUAUUAAAACCAUCAAGUUCCCUGGAAAGACAAAGGGGACUUAAAAAACAAGGUAAAACAACAACCUUCAUGAUAGAUUCCUGCCUAGACAGGUCCUGAAAUUUAAAAGAAUAGUCCUGAGGCACCUGGGUGGCUCAGUCGGUUAAGUGUCCGACUCUUGAUUUCUGCUCAGGUCAUGAUCUCUUGGCUCCUGAGAUCGAGCCCCACAGUGGGCUCUGCUGCUCUGGGCUGACUGUUGUCAGCGCAGAGCUUCCUUGGGAUUCUCUCUCCCUCUCUCUUUGCCCUUGCCCUGCUUACGUGCACGUGUGUGUGCGCUCUCUGUGUCUCAAAAUCAAUAAACAUUAAAAAAAAAAAAAAUUAGUCUUGCUGUAGUUUGCUACUAUAUGGAGAGAUGUUCAUAUCUCCUUUUUCAUAUUGGAAGUGAAAAAUUAAAGAAAUCUGCACAUUCCUGACCCCUGGUAGUGGUUAUUCUACAAAGGCACAUGGGACAGACACAACCUUCCUGAAGGUUCCAACAAGAGCAUCCUUAUCCCCCCCUUUUUAAAAAAAAUGUUUUUAAUAUUUAUUUUUGAGAGUGAGCAAGGAGGGGAGGGGUAGAGAGAGAGGGAAACAGAAUCUGAAGCAGGCUAUAGGCUCUGAACUGUCAGCACAGAGUCUGACACGGGGCUUGAACCCACGGACUAUGAGAUCAUGACCUGUGCCAAAGUAGGAUGCUUAACCCAUUGAGCCACCCAGGCAUCCCAAGAGCAUCCUUAUCCCUUUCUUAGUGCUGGUGCCCUGAUGCCUUGACCCAUAACCACUCUCAAGGUGAAAGCUGCAUCUUGCUGGAAUGAGAUGUGGCCCCAGUUCUUGCAACCCCUCCCCCAUCCUUCCUGAUCAGAACCACACUGAAGAAGUCCCUGCUUCUUUGCUGCUUGCCUCACUUCUGUUCUGGAGUCUGGGUUUAGGUAACCUGCUCCAUAAAGUAGAAAGUCAACAGAAAUUCACCUCUUUAGGGGAAAACAGAAACAAAACAAUAGUGAUACUGCUCUUUUUUUUCCUAAUGUGAUCGAUUGUACUCUAUAAUUUAUAAGCCAGUGUGUUGCUUUUUUCUAUAAACUGAC